This is a messenger RNA of Durio zibethinus, 715 nucleotides long. RefSeq lists its product as uncharacterized. The record is from RefSeq and is a predicted model, not a curated record. Lineage: Eukaryota; Viridiplantae; Streptophyta; Magnoliopsida; Malvales; Malvaceae.
GACUCCAAUUCUAUACCUGACUCGUUUCACGCUUUCACUAAUCAAAACUCAUAAAGUAUUCUUGUUUUCUUCUCUGCAGUCCAACUGAGAGUGGCUUACAAUUCUAAUUCAUUUCAUUCAGGUCUCAGUCUUUCUUUUUUGAACUUGGUUUAUAAUCCCAAUGGCACGAACGCGGAAUGUCAUGGUUGCCUCUGGCUUAUUGGCUUUUGCAGCUGCAGGCUUAGCAUUUCCAUUUUAUUUUGCGACAUCCAGGAGACCUGUGGACUCAUCUAAGCCACUUCCUCCGCAGGCAACUUUUCGAGGGCCUUACAUAAACACUGGUUCACGAGAUGUUGGACCUGAUCACCAGACUUACCCAAAGAAAUGAUCCUUUUUGUUUGAAUAACUGCUGUUGGCUGUAAGUGAAUGUAUGCUUACUGCACACUAUGUGAAUUCACAAUGUGUUUGAACUUGGGCAUUCUUUUGGACUAAUGGAGGCGUCUGUGGAGGCUGAUCUAUAAAUUCACUUUGCUUUCUACAGCAUUAUGAGUGAUAGUUUGUUUGGUACUAUCAUGGAAAAAGACAAGUGAAUAUGAAAUUUUUAUUUUGUAAUAACUCAAAUGUGAAAAAAUUAUGACAUCCGCUAUUAGCUUCUGCUUCCAUUAUUUGAAUUGGAAUAUAAAAUUGACUCAGCAAGAUUUCUGGAAUUUUUUUAUCUCUUUGUGGAUAUCUUGUU